Molecule: messenger RNA, 4090 nt
Organism: Gopherus evgoodei (Goodes thornscrub tortoise)
Lineage: Eukaryota; Metazoa; Chordata; Testudines; Testudinidae
Product: probable G-protein coupled receptor 33
Exons: 2
Coding region: 96-1106 (336 amino acids)
Biological process (GO): positive regulation of cytosolic calcium ion concentration; complement receptor mediated signaling pathway; phospholipase C-activating G protein-coupled receptor signaling pathway
Cellular component (GO): plasma membrane
Molecular function (GO): complement receptor activity; G protein-coupled receptor activity
Source: RefSeq, a predicted model, not a curated record
GCUUUGCUGGCCAAACACACGCCAUCUGAGGCUCUCUCUGUGCUGGAUCUGUGUUUCCACCACCCGCUGCCCAGCGCACAGUGGAACAAGAUAUCAUGGCACUCCCACCAGCCACAGUGGCAAAUUUCAGCAAGACCACAGAGAUCUUGAAGACCCCUCACCUGGCCUCUGCUCUGUUGCUCUUCAUCACCUUCCUGGUGGGUGUGGCAGGGAAUGGGCUGUACGUGUGGGUGCUGGGGAUGAAGAUGAGGAGGACGGUGACCACGCUCUGGUUCCUUCACCUGGUGUCCUGUUACCUGCUCUUCACCCUGCUGAUCCCCUUCUUCGCCAUCUAUGUCCUCCUGGAUUUCCACUGGGUCUUUGGCAUGGCCACGUGCAAGCUUCUCAAUACCUUCAUUUCUAUGGGCAUGUUCUCCUCUGUUUUCCUUCUCACACUCAUCAGUCUGGACCGCUACACCCUCACUCACCAUCCUAUUUGGUCCCGGAAUCAUCGCACCGUGCCCCAGGCUUGGAAGCUGAUUGUGGGUGUGUGGCUGGUCUCCUUUGGUCUCAGCGCUCCCUACCUGGCUUUCCGGGAGACCCAUGUGGUUGACGGGGGCAGAAUCAUCUGCAUCAACAAUUACACCCUCUCCAGAGACUGGAAUGGAGCCGAGCUGCAAGACCUGGGCAGACAGGUCCACCUGGCUGUCUUCAUGGCCCGGUUCCUGCUGGGCUUCCUGCUGCCUUUCUGCACCAUCAUGGGAUGCUAUAUCCGCGUGGGCCUGAAGAUGAAGGAUAAGAAGCUGGCGUGGGCUGGGAAGCCCUUCAAGGUCAUGGUAGCCACAGUGGUUUCCUUCUUCCUCGGCUGGCUCCCCUACCACCUCUACCAUGGCUUGAAGCUCUACAAGAAGGAGGUGCCAGAGUCGGUGACAGGUGUCCUCUUGGUCAUUCACACCUUAACAUCCUGCUUCAAUGCCUCCUUCUCCCCCAUCCUCUACCUCUUCAUAGGGGAGAAGUUCUGGCAGGUCUUCAGGACGUCUCUCCUUACUCUGGUCAAAGCAGCUUUUGUUGAAGAACUCGGCAGCAGUGGCUCCGAGUCUGGUGGAAGACACGGGUCAGACGUUUAGAACACAAGGAAAGAGAUGGUCUGAAGGUGCCCAGACUUAGGGAGAGUUGAAAACUUCACAUCCCCAUUAUUCCUAAAUUUCUGCUGUUUCUUAAACCUGAUGGGUUCCAGGUGUCUCAAUGUUUAUAAACCCCUCAGUGUCCCUGGAUUCUAUAUUCCCCGUUGUCUCUCUCCCAAUUUUUUCAAACUCAGUCGGUCAUCAAUGGCACCAGAUUGCUAGCCAGCUCCAGAAUCCUGUUUGUUUUAGGUCUCUCAAUGCGUUUUAACCUAACUGACUCUUGGAUUGUGCAUCUCUAGCUGGCUCCAGAAUUUCUUUCAUUGUCAGCCGUUCAAUAGGUUCAAACUCAAAGUCUGUUGAGUUUAGGUCCCUGACUGGAUCUAGGACAUCACUGGAUUCUAGAGUGUUUUCAGACCACAUAGAAUCCAGCAGGUUCCAGAUUGUCUGCUAAAACAUUCAUGUUGGUUCUAGAUUUCCAAAUGAUUUUUAAUCCAUUAGGUGUGAUAUAUUAUAGAAGAGUCUGUGUAUUACUAUAGCACUAUCUAGCUCUUCCCCAGUGCUUGUCAUCAGUAGAUCUCAAAGAACUUUACCAAGGAGGACAGUAGCAGUCUUCCAGUUUUUACAAAUGGGGAAACUGAGGCACAGAGUGGGGAAGUGACUUGGCCAGGGUCACCCAGCAGGCCAGUCGCAGAACUAGAACAAACGCAGGUCUCCUACAUCCCAGUUGAGGUUUUUUUCCAUUUCAUAUCUUCACACACAUAGCUCUCUGGGGCUCGACCUGUUUUUUUCGCUAUGUGUUUGUAUAGUGCCUAGCACAGCGGGGUCCUGGGCCAGGACUGGGGCUCCCAGCACUAACGAAACAAAAAUUAAGAAUAAUGAUUCCCAGGUUUUCCUUGAACUGCAUAGUUUCUGUAAAGAUAAUGUGGCAGCUUUGACAUAAUUUACAAACACAGUGUGACCCAAUCACUGGGAUAUUUAGUGUGGGGAGGCUCUGGCUUAAUUUCAGAGUGGCUGAUAAGGAAAACAAGCCAGCAGAAUAAAGAGCUGCUCCAGAGAAACCACCUGCCCAUGAACACUUCAGGGCGGUGAAGAGGUAACGUCCAAGCUAAUAAUAAUGACAUAUGGAAUAUGGGUGAUCACUCAUAAUAUUAUGGAAACGAAAUUGCAAUGAAACAUACCAGAUAUGCCAUGUAAGGUAUCAGUGGAAAAGUUAUCAUCUGAUAAAUAUGAUAAUCUUGUUUAUGUGUAUGCAUCCUCUUUGUAUCAUGAGUUGUAAAUAUAUGUGUUAUAUUGAUAUCUCAGACUUGUGCUGUGACACCCCCAGACAGAUUACAUCAGCACUAUCCAGCCCGUUGGAUGGCCCAUCAAGAACUGGCUGGCAGCGCUGUAUUUUGGGUAAGAUUUGAACCCCCUUUAGGGAUCCGAAGAACAUUUUGUACAGUGAAUGGAAUUUUAAGUAACUUCUCACUGUACUGGACCUAUUUGCUGAUUGGGAGCCUAGGAUUGGAAUGCAAUAAAGAGGGCUGUGGGAUUUCUUUCUUUCUUUUUGGCUUCUUGAUUACCAGUGUGGGAGAUCUGGAGCACAGCUUGUUACUGGUGGGUGAAUCUAGCUACAAUGUUAAUCUCCAGCUUUGGGACAAACUGCUCUCCUUUUUGCAGCCCACCCUGAUCUAGGCUUUUUCAAUGUGGGCUGCCUGUGCACCUCUGGUCACAGGUCACAGUAACUGUAAAGAUCUCAUUUGCCAGCUCGAGCUAAGUUACAAAACCUUGGCCAAGGCUGGGGUCCAACACAUCCAAAAGAUGAUAAAGAGUUAAAAAGAUCCUCCCUGGUCGAUUCUCCAUCACUGCAAUUUUUAAAGCAGGACUGGAUGGUAUUUCUACCUGGUUUGGUCUAGUUCAACUAGGGAUUAAUUCAGAGAUGUUCUGCAGCAGGUCAGACUAGGGUACCACCAUGCUGCUUCUGGCCUUGGAAUCUCUGAUUCCAUCCAGAGGUUAGGCAGAUGUUGUUGGGGGUGCUGUACCAGUUGUCACCUGGACCCACUGGGGUAUCUGAGGAAGCCAGGCCUGAGUGGGCCACCAUCCAUGGGUGGAGGGCUGUAGGUAAGUUAGACAUGCACGUAGCCCGUCUGUUUUAAAAAUCUUUUUCCAUUGCUACUGUUCAGAAGAAACAAGGCUGCCAAACAUGACAGAUACUACCUCUCACUUAUUUAGAAUUGAAUAGGAUCUCAUGGAUUCCAGGAACCCUGGCCCAUUCUUAACCUCUUGGGUCCGAGGUCUGUGAGUGUUGUGAAUGUGCUCUGACCUGAUGUGGGCUAGAUUUAGACAUCAUGUUUUCCAAGCCACUUUAAGUUUCAAAAGCCAAUAGGAUCCUAUGCAUUCUAGAUAUUUGGCUGGUUUUUGAACCUCUUGAGUUCUGGGUCUGCCAAGAUUUUGAAACACAAAGAGAUCCUAUGUGGUCUUGAGUGUCCUAGUGUCCAAUCUCAUAUAUGACAUCCUAGAACACAUAGGACCAGUUUGGGUUUUAAUUUUUUUUGUCAGAGCAAGAACCCAAGUGUUGCAAGAAUCACUCAGUAGUACCACAUUAAUUCUAGAUAUUAGUCUAGUUCUUAAACCUCUUGUGUUCUAGGUAUGACAAUGUCUUGAAACCCAAUGAGAUCUGACAUGGUCUAGUACCUGAAAGGUUCCAAGCACAUGGAAUCACGUACUGACUUGAGACACUUUUCAGCAGGCCUGAUGUUCACAAAGGGUUUAGCUCCUUCUUCUGGAAAAUUGGGCCUCUUUAAUGGUGUUCAUCUGGGAAACCCCCCAAAAUAGAAGCAUAACAAAUAAUAACCUAUUAUUUUGGAAUAUUAAGUCUGUAAGGCAGUAGGGCAUGGAGCGAACAGGCCAGAUCCUCAGCCAGUGUAAAUCAUUGUAGCUCUGUUGACUUCACUUCAGAGUUCCUGGUCUCUUCUCCUGCCACUGGGAGAUGAGUGGGGUCUAGCAGG